AUGAAGAAUAAUUUUUCGAGGAGAAAUAAAAUUUAUCCUUCAGACUCCUCAAAAUUCCACCAAAAAAGCUUUUUCAUUCCUUUAUGCUUUGCCAUUAGCACCUCGCUCUUUGGCCUUGCUUAUGGAAUAAUAAUUUGGUACUUUACGAUCGGGCCCGGUCAGCCUAGACCUUGUUUUUCAAUGAACUUAUGCGGCACGUCUUUUACCAAUGUCGGAGGAGAUGACCAAGUAGAGCAGCAUUGCUUGACCGGCUUUUCUUACGCUCAGACGACUUUUGCGGAAUAUGGAAAUCAAACAUUCUUUACAUGCAAUUAUCGACAAACAACUGUAUAA
Molecule: messenger RNA, 333 nt
Organism: Oikopleura dioica
Lineage: Eukaryota; Metazoa; Chordata; Appendicularia; Copelata; Oikopleuridae
Source: the annotation of a GenBank genome assembly